AUGGGUUGUGAAAUAUUCUCUGAAUUGACUCGAAGGUCCUUUUUCCAAGAAAUCAAAGAGGAUGUUGAUGGAACUGUUACAUGUAAAAUGCAUGAUUUAAUCCAUGACGUUGCAACAUCAAUUAUGGGUCAUGAAUGCUACGCAAUUGAGCUUAAUGAGAGGUCGAAAAUACCAAAAACUGCUCGUCACUUUAAACAAAAGCAUCUGAAGGUGUUGGAUUUUGGUUAUGGUUUUAGCAGUAUUGCAUUUGGAAGUUUGAAACAGCUAAGGUAUUUACGCCUUCAUGAUGAUACUAUGAAAACUCUACCUGAAGCAACAAGCUCCCUUCAUAACUUGCAGACACUAAAUCUCCAACGGUGUUAUCGUCUUGAAAUGUUACCAAAAGGUAUGAAGCACUUGAAAAACCUUAGGUACUUGGACCUCGGAAAGUAUACUUCACUGGCAUCUAUGCCUGUUGGAUUGGGACAACUGUCGUGCUUGCGUAAGCUCAGCAUGUUUGUUGUGGGAAAGGACAUUGGUUGUGGAGCCAUUGAUGAGUUGAAAGAGUUGGCCCUGGAGGGGGAAUUGAGCAUCAGAGGACUUCACAACGUAAAGAGUUCAACAGAUGCUAAAAAUGCCAAUUUGAUAAAGAAGCAAAAUUUGAGAUCAUUAAGCUUAUCUUGGCGAGUAAAUAAUAGGGAAAGAUCUCAAGGUGGAAAUGAUGAAGAGAUUCUUGAUGUUCUUCAACCUCAUCCAAGCUUGAAGAAGUUAAGCCUAGAUGCUUACCAAGGUGAUAGGUUUCCAUAUUGGAUGAUGGAUCUGCUUCUACCAAACCUUGUUGAAAUCUCACUUGAAGAUUGUGAACUAUGCGAUCAACUUCCACCUCUAGGGAAAUUGCGCUUCCUUAAGGUCCUUACUAUCAACGGAAUGGGUGCUCUGAAGUAUAUUGACAGCAACUUCUAUGGAGAUAUGGAAAGUUCUUUUCCAUCACUCAAGGUUCUCGAAAUAGGUAUGGCACCAUGUUUGGAGGAAUGGAUAACCCUGAAUGGUAGAGAACAGUUUCCUCUCUUAAGUUCGUUAACUAUCAAAUAUUGUCCCAAGUUGGUUAAGAUGCCAAUGCUUCAAUGUCUUGAAAACCUAGAAAUUGGAAGCAUUAAUGUUACUUUACUCAAAUCUUUGAUCAUGAAUGCCACUAUUCUUACAUCUCUCCAGAUUAAUGAAGUUGAUAAGUUAACGGAAUUACCGGAUGGACUAUUGCACAAUCAAAAACACCUUGACAGCUUGACGUUUGUGUCAAGUACUCUAAAGUCUUCAUGUGAUCUACCGGAUAAUCUAUCCACCCUUAAACACUUGAGUUUUGAGUGGAGCUUAGGACUUGAAAGCUUGCCUUCAGGAUUACAAAACCUCAGCUCUUUAGAAACUUUGAAUUUAAGUCAAUGUGACAGACUAGUAUCACUUCCAGUAAAUGGUUUGCAAGGCUUAUCUUCUUUGUCUUCAUUGUGGAUUCAAAAUUGUGAGAAAUUAGCCUCUUUAUCUGAGGGGGUGAGGUAUCUGACUUCACUCCAAUACUUGCGUAUCCGUGGAUGCCCAAAGUUAACCUCAUUGCCCGAUAGUUUCCAAUAUCUCUCUUCUCUUCGAUCGCUACAUAUAAGCUAUUGUGAGAGAUUAAUUUCUCUCCCAAAUGAGAUAGAACACCUGGCCUUACUUUCAAAACUGGAGAUUGAAUGUUGCCCUAAUUUGAUGUCAUUGCCCCGAGGGAUACGCGGCCUCACGGUAUUGGAAACACUGAAAAUCGUAGAAUGCCCACAUCUAGAAAGGCGGUGUAAAGAAAAGAGAGGAGAAGAUUGGCCCAACAUAAAUCACAUUCCAAUCAUUAAAAUACAGAAAAAGCUCAGCGAGUUCAUUGUGGGAAAGGGCUAUGGCUGUGGUGGCAUUGAUGAGUUGAAAGAGUUGGACCCACGAGGGAAUUGA
This is a messenger RNA of Gossypium arboreum, 1950 nucleotides long. Its product is annotated as putative disease resistance protein RGA1. The transcript has 3 exons. The coding region runs from base 1 to 1950 and encodes 649 amino acids. Lineage: Eukaryota; Viridiplantae; Streptophyta; Magnoliopsida; Malvales; Malvaceae. The record is from RefSeq and is a predicted model, not a curated record.